UGAUUGACGUUUGUAAAGUGCUUUGAUAUCUUUCAUAGAGUGUCCAAUAAGAGCAAAAUGUGUCAUCAGAACUUAGUCUAAAGCAAACUAUUCUAAACCAUCUUGAGUAGAUACUAAGCAGUUAAUGUCUUCGUUAUAAGUUGUACUUAUAUUUUUGAGAGAAAGUUUUUCAUGUUCUGAUUUUCUUUUAAGUAUCAGCUGUAUGCUUGGUGUCUUUAUCUGUUAGCUUGAGUUCCAACAUGCUCUGUAGAUGGUCAGUCACCUACAGAGGACAAUUUUUCUAGCCAAGCAGUAAAUCCACCUUAAAAUGCUUCUUGCCAAGGACAAUGCCUUUGCAAAUAUUUGAGAUGUUUAUUCUCAGUUGUGAUUUAUUACUGAAUCUGUGUCUUCAUAGCUACUCCUUGGGAGGUGCAGAAGGAGGCAGAGCCAGAAAGCAAGUCCCUGCAAUCAGUUCAUUAUAGAGAAAGAAAAAGCUGUUAUUUCAGGGUUCUGGUGGAUAGACUUUCCGAUAUGUAUGUUCUGUGUCUAUUUUAUUUCAUGUAGUGCUGCAUCUAAUCACGCUGUUUAAUCGAAUAGAAUGUCCUUUUGCUUUGCUUUUGCUUGUAAAGAGCACACAGCACUGCCACCUUGUUGCCAAAGUUUGGUCUGAUUUGAAUGUGCUUAAAAAUCAAGUGAAUGCCUGUUAGGAAAAAGCUUACUCCUUCUCUUUGUCAGUACUUGCAAAAACAACUUAAAAGAAGUUAGCAUUAUUGGACUGAAUUCAGUAAUUAGCAUAAUCAUGAUGCUAUGUAUUGUUCACCAGGGCACGCCCCUUGGCCGCAUUUCCCAUUAAGAGGACACCGAUGUUGUCCUAGUGAAUAAAUCCCGGCACACAUGAUGCAAAUCAGCGUGUUCCUGCCUGCCGCUUGGCUGCGGUUAAUUUUAGCCGGGGUUAGUUCUAUGAGUUGUAAAAGUAGAAGUUAGCAAGCUGAAAUGUGACUUCUCGGCCUAAGGUGAUAGGAUAUCUAUUUUAGACUUCAGAUUGUGUUUAUGAUCAGGAGAGCAGUCUUCUGAAGAAUUGUGGCUCCGUUUUCUUGGAAACUACUUGAGGAGACAUCACAGCUUUCCCAGAUCGGGAGGAAAAAUAUGGAAUGUGUUUUACCGCUGACUGAACACAACCAAAUGAACUGUCCUGACAGUAGUUUGCAAACCAGCAGCUAGCAGUUUGUCCAGCCUCUAACAUUGUCCAGCACUUUCCAGAGCAAACUCACUGUUUACAAGAACUCUUGGCCUUACGAAGUUUAUAACCUCAAGCUUUGUUUAUUUAAAAUAUUCCUGCAAAAGAAAAGUACCUGGCACCCACUUUCCAAAAUGGCCAUGGAUGAGUAUUUGUGGAUGGUCAUUUUGGGUUUCAUCAUAGCUUUCAUCUUGGCCUUUUCUGUUGGUGCAAACGACGUUGCCAACUCCUUUGGUACGGCCGUGGGCUCUGGUGUGGUGACCUUGAGGCAGGCGUGCAUUUUAGCUUCAAUAUUUGAAACCACCGGCUCCGUAUUACUAGGAGCCAAAGUAGGAGAAACCAUUCGCAAAGGUAUCAUUGACGUGAACCUGUACAACGAGACGGUGGAGACGCUCAUGGCUGGGGAAGUUAGUGCCAUGGUUGGUGAGACAUAUCCUCUUGUAGGAAGAGUCCUGCAGCAGGAGAUUUUUUUUUUUAAUUAUUCAGUUGCUUCUUGGUUUAUAUCUCCACUGUUGUCUGGUUUCAUGUCUGGCCUGCUGUUUGUACUCAUCAGAAUUUUCAUCUUAAAAAAGGAAGACCCUGUUCCCAACGGUCUCCGGGCACUCCCAGUAUUCUAUGCUGCUACCAUAGCAAUCAAUGUCUUUUCCAUCAUGUACACAGGAGCACCAGUGCUCGGCCUGGUUCUCCCCAUGUGGGCCAUAGCCCUCAUUUCCUUUGGUGUCGCCCUCCUGUUCGCUUUCUUUGUGUGGCUCUUCGUAUGUCCGUGGAUGCGGAGGAAAAUAACAGGCAAAUUACAAAAAGAAGGUGCUUUAUCACGAGUAUCUGACGAAAGCCUCAGUAAAGUUCAGGAAGCAGAGUCCCCAGUAUUUAAAGAGCUACCAGGUGCCAAGGCUAAUGAUGACAGCACCAUCCCGCUCACAGGAGCAGCAGGGGAGACGUCGGGGACCUCAGAAGGCACCUCUGCAGGCAGCCACCCUCGGGCUGCAUACGGAAGGGCGCUGUCCAUGACCCAUGGCUCUGUGAAAUCGCCCGUCUCCAACGGCACCUUCGGCUUCGACGGCCAUACCAGGAGCGACGGACAUGUGUACCACACCGUGCACAAAGACUCGGGGCUCUACAAAGACCUGCUGCACAAAAUCCACAUCGACAGGGGCCCCGAGGAGAAGCCGGCCCAGGAAAGCAACUACAGGCUGCUGCGCCGUAACAACAGUUACACCUGCUACACCGCAGCCAUCUGCGGGCUGCCAGUGCACCACACCUUCCGAGCUGCGGACUCAUCGGCCCCAGAGGACAGCGAGAAGCUGGUGGGCGACACCGUGUCCUACUCCAAGAAGAGACUGCGCUACGACAGCUACUCGAGCUACUGCAACGCGGUGGCAGAGGCGGAGAUCGAGGCGGAGGAGGGCGGCGUGGAGAUGAAACUGGCGUCAGAGCUGGCCGAUCCUGACCAGCCACGAGAGGACCCUGCGGAGGAGGAGAAGGAGGAGAAGGACGCGCCCGAGGUGCAUCUCCUGUUCCAUUUCCUGCAGGUCCUCACCGCCUGUUUCGGUUCGUUUGCUCACGGCGGCAAUGACGUGAGUAAUGCCAUCGGUCCCCUGGUAGCUUUGUGGCUGAUUUACAAACAAGGCGGGGUAAUGCAAGAAGCAGCUACACCCGUCUGGCUGCUGUUUUAUGGAGGAGUUGGAAUCUGCACUGGCCUCUGGGUCUGGGGGAGAAGAGUGAUCCAGACCAUGGGGAAAGACCUCACUCCCAUCACGCCGUCCAGCGGCUUCACAAUCGAGCUGGCCUCAGCCUUCACGGUGGUGAUCGCCUCCAACAUUGGGCUUCCAGUCAGCACUACGCACUGCAAGGUGGGCUCGGUGGUGGCCGUGGGCUGGAUCCGCUCCCGCAAGGCUGUGGACUGGCGCCUUUUUCGGAACAUCUUCGUGGCCUGGUUCGUGACCGUCCCUGUGGCUGGGCUGUUCAGCGCUGCUGUCAUGGCUCUUCUCAUGUAUGGGAUCCUUCCAUAUGUGUGAUUUGUCUUCUUCCAGCUGCAAACAGCUAAAGGGAUGGUCUGGUGUGGGCGUGUGGGAAACACGUGCCCUCGUGCCACACAUACACAUCCUGGCCUUGCACGGUUCUCAUGACCAGCUCUCUGCCUCCCUUCCAGGAGGCUCCAUCCCACACCGUUCACCCGGGCUGCGGAGACUCACCUUCUCGAGCUAACUUAACUACUGUACAUAAUAAUAUGUAUUAAACUGGUAUCCUGGUGAUAUAAUGUGGUGCAGUUACUUAUAUAUUAAAUAUCUAUUGUAUCCAUAGAAUAGGCAGCGUUAUUUCAAACAUAUUCAAGUUGGAAGUGGAAAUCAUUGCCUAGAAGUCAAUAUUCAGUAAAUCUUGUACAUAACUAUUUCGAUGGCAAAUGUUAAGCCUUUUAAAAGGAAAGAGUAGAUUGGAAAAUGAUUUUUUUCCAAAUGAUGUUUUUCCCUUCUAAUAUACUAUAAGGUGAUGAGCUUCAGGACAGGCGACACGACCCUGCAGAGGCCGCGUGCCAUGGGAUGCCAGCGGGAUGGGAGCUCACAAGUGCUUUCACUGAAGAUUUGUUCAUAUAUUGUGUAUUGAUUCUUGUGUAAUAUAUCAUCAUUGCUUUUGUAAAUACGUAAAACUGUAAUUUUUUAAUGGUGUGCUUCCCUUAUACUUUUUUGAUCAGAGAAUUUUGGAAAGUACCAAAGAAGCAGGGGAAUCGUUGGCCAGUGUUACAUUUUCACAUUGUCUGUCUCCCACCCUCACUGAUCAUGCCUGCCCCGGAGCAGCGUGUGGCGGUGACACCGUCACCCAGCAUGCGCCACGCCGUGGCUCCCACCAGCAGUGCCACCGCCGCCACCACACCCCAGAUCCCGCCCGCCCUGCAGUGGCCUUUCCUUGUCAUCAGAGUAGAGAAUGCACAGGUGUUGGUGAGGGCGUGCGGCUGAGCACUACAUGUCAAGUCCAGGGUCAGUUUUCAUCCCAAUUCUCCCGGCAGCCCGAAGAAUGGAUCCUUGUCUCAAAUGUCAGCACAAAGGAGGCUUUUUCUGUGCUUUGACAUUCUAGCAGUUCAGGGAUGGGAGGGAGGGGAAAUCCUGGACGCUGGAUGGAGUAUUUCUCUGAGGCCCACACAAAGCUGGACAUCCCCAGGCUCUACUCUAUCCCAUUGGAGUCUCUUUUGAUAGCGGGAGGGAGGAAGUACGACUAAUGUUGGAGCCUGAAACUAUGGAAAUGCUGCUAAAAUUUUUAUAUUGACAAACAUUUUCUUGGUACUUCAUUGUGAUUUUUCAUUAAUCAACCAUAUUAAAUUUAUAAUAAAAAAUGCCCCUCGGAA
Mandrillus leucophaeus (drill) is the source of this 4553-nucleotide messenger RNA. RefSeq names its product solute carrier family 20 (phosphate transporter), member 2 (gene SLC20A2). Gene Ontology annotation, molecular function: phosphate transmembrane transporter activity. Lineage: Eukaryota; Metazoa; Chordata; Mammalia; Primates; Cercopithecidae. The transcript has 11 exons. The record is from RefSeq and is a predicted model, not a curated record. Gene Ontology annotation, cellular component: membrane. Bases 1351 to 3231 code for a protein of 626 amino acids. Gene Ontology annotation, biological process: phosphate ion transmembrane transport.